GCCCGCCAUUCACCGCACAAUCAUCGACCUCUUCAUACCUCCACUCGCCCAUAUUAUCUCUGUCUCCGUCCCUUGCGCACCGUGAUGAAGGGCCUAAAAAAAUUACUCCGUAAUUCACAAGCUAGAGUCUUCAGGGAAAAAAUUAUUUAAUACUCCAUAGAUAGUACUUCGUAUGUUUGCCUGUUGGAGCUGUCUUCUGGAAUUGGAUAAGAAGUGAAGAACGAUACACUCAACGCGCUCUUCGAGGGAGGCUACGAGUCCUGCGACACAGAGAUUCAAGGAUGCCGAGAAGGGUAAAGAUGGUAUCAGGUGAACAAUGAUCGAAUGCUUUGGCCGGUUGCCCGUUAGCCCCAAAUGGUUGAACCUCGACUUCCCACUAAAAAGAGAAAGAAAAAAAGUACCCGCCAAAUUAAAGAAACUGAUACAAGCCAGGCCAACCUCCCACUCCCAUCUUCUUCUCUUCAGCAGCCAUUCAAUCAUUCAUUUACUUUUUACAAAGAAGCAUAUACUUAGAUCGAUCAAAAAGCUAAAGCAAAAGCGAAAAGGGCCACUCCAAAAGCAACAAAGAGAAGAAAACCCACAAUAUGUUGUUCUAUAUGCACCAAAGAUUCAAUCUUUAUUUAUACCCUCAAUCCCCCAUGCAGCUAACCAACACUCCUCAUUCCCGAUAUCUUCCUGGAUUUCUCUACCAUGUCAGAGAUUGUUCCUGCAGAGCCCAUUGGGGAGGGUACUUCCCACGGUGUAGCUAGUACAAGUUACAGCUCCACCCGCCGCGACAGGCCCUUCACCAGGGCAAUCACUUACUGGCGUGAGUAUUCGCCCGAGCCCUUUGACAGUGAGAGGCUGCCAGUCACUUUGGCUCCGGAUAUCCAGCGGUUUCUUCGGGUGGCGAAUCAGAUUGAUUCGGAGCAUCCUCGUGUAGCAUAUCUUUGUCGCUUUCAUGCAUUUGAAGCAGCUCACACGGUGGACCGCCAUUCAAGUGGACGAGGCGUACGGCAAUUCAAGACUUCCCUUCUUCAACGCCUUGAACUUGAUGAAGAAGGCACAAUGAGGAAAAGGAAGGAAAGGAGUGAUCUUCGUGAACUUAGACAUGUUUAUCAUACAUACAAAAGCUACAUUGCCGAGCAUGUUGGAGAUUUGAACCUUAAAGCUAGAGAGAAGUUGACCAAAGCACAAAUCAUUGCUUCUGUAUUGUUUGAAGUAUUGAAUAAAGUUUCCACGUCUGCAGGAUUUCAGGCCAUUACUGAUGGUGAGAGCAUCGAUGCUAAAUCUGAAAUAUAUGUUCCAUAUAAUAUCCUCCCACUUGAUCAAGUAGGGGCUCAUCAACCUAUCAUGCAACUCCAAGAGAUCAAAGAUACUCUUGAUGCAAUCCGUAAUAUUCGUGGGUUGCCCUUCCCUGAAGAAUGUAGAAGGCGAAUGACUAACAUGGAUUUGUUUGAUUGGCUCCAGUUUUGGUUUGGAUUUCAAAAAGGAAACAUUGACAACCAAAGAGAACAUCUGAUACUACUAAUUGCUAACAUCCAUGUCAGGCAAGCUCAUGAGCACACAUUAGUUCCAAAGGUAGUUGAUUUUGCUGUUGAUGAGCUCAUGAAUAAGUUUUUUAAAAACUAUUCAGAUUGGUGCAAAUUUGUGGACAGGGAAAGCAACAUCAGGCUGCCAAAGCUGAAACAGGAGGCCCAGCAAUGCAAGCUUUUGUAUUUGGGACUUUACCUUUUAAUAUGGGGAGAGGCUGCUAAUUUAAGGUUAAUGCCGGAGUGCCUAUGCUACAUAUUUCAUCACAUGUCCUAUGAAUUGCACAGCAUGUUGGUUGAUGCUGUAAGCAUGACAACUGGACAGAAGGUUAUGCCGGCUUACGGAGGUGGAUAUGAGUCCUUUCUUAAAAAUGUAGUUUCACCAAUUUACGAAGUAAUAAAAGAGGAAGCUAUGAAGAGCAGCAAUGGCACAUCAAGUCAUUCAACCUGGAGGAACUAUGAUGAUCUCAAUGAGUUUUUCUGGUCCCCAAAUUGUUUCCAAAUAGGAUGGCCCAUGCGCUUGAACCAUGAUUUCUUUUUUGUAAAUUCUUCACCGAAUCAGAAGGUUAAAAAGGUUCAGAAUCCACUUGGAAAUGUUGCCGACAAAAAAAGUGAAAAUAAUGAAGAUGAAGCAAUGAGGGAGGUAAAGAAACAAAAAUGGUUAGGGAAGACAAAUUUCGUCGAGAUCCAUUCAUUUUGGCAGAUUUUUAGAAGCUUUGAUAGGUUAUGGAGCUUUCUUAUCCUUUCACUUCAGGCUAUGGUAAUUAUGGCAUGUCAUGAUUUAGAGUCGCUGCUACAAGUGUUUGAUGCUACAAUACUGGAGGAUGUUAUGAGCAUAUUCAUCACGUCUGCUGUCCUUAAACUUGUGCAUGCUAUUAUGGACACUGUCUUUACAUGGAAAGCAAUAAACUCAUUGAACUCUGCUCAAAUCACCAAAUGCCUACUGAAGGUGGUUGUUGCUGUGAUAUGGACCAUUAUUCUUCCUAUAUUUUAUGCAACUUCUCGAAGAAAAUAUACUUGUUAUUCAGCAGACGCUGGAGACUGGCUUGGAGAGUGGUGUUAUUCCACCUAUAUGGUUGCAGUGGCACUGUACUUGAUGACUAAUUCUGUUGACAUGAUUCUAUUUCUUGUACCCGUGGUUGGGAAAUACAUUGAGACCUCCAAUUCCCGUAUAUGCAUUCUUUUAUCUUGGUGGACACAGCCAAGGCUAUUUGUUGGACGAGGAAUGCAAGAAAGUCAACUCGCUCUCUUGAAGUACACACUCUUUUGGGUCUUUUUAUUGCUAAGCAAACUCACAUUUAGCUAUAUAUUUGAGAGUUCAGAAUGUCCAGUCAAAGACCUAUGGAUGGUACAGGUGUCCACUCAGGCCUAGGAAUGUAAAGCAGAAUCUCAGAACCAAAUUGUUGUUUAUAUACAGAUAAAACCACUUAUAUCACCUACACGACAGAUUAUGAGGAUAGGGGUCAAAGAUUAUGACUGGCACGAGCUUUUCCCUUAAAGAGCAAUGCUGGUGCAAUCACUGCUAUAUGGGCACCUGUUAUACUUGUAUAUUUCAUGGAUGCACAAAUAUGGUACUCUGUUUAUUGUUCCCUUUUUGGUGGAGUAUAUGGAAUUCUAAGCCGCCUUGGUGAAAUUAGGACACUAGGAAUGAUGAGAACCAGAUUUGAAAGUUUUCCUUCUGCGUUCAACAAACGUCUCGUUCCACUACAGGCAAAAGAAAGUGAGAAUGGAAUAAAAAGGUUGUUAUUCCACCAGAGUUUCCAUAAGUUUCAGGAUUCACAAAUCAAGAUGAAUGGCGAAGUGAACUUUGUACUUGUAUGGAACCAGAUUAUUUAUAGUUUCCGUGAAGAAGACUUGAUAAGCAACAGGGAGAUGGAUUUGAUGAAAAUGCCUGUCUCGUCAGAGUUAUUCUCAGGCCGGAUUCGUUGGCCUGUAUUCCUCUUAGCAAACCAGCUCUCGACAGCACUCAGUAUUGCCACAGAUUUUGUGGGUAAAGAUGCACAGCUUUUAAGAAAGAUUAAAAAAGACAAGUGUGGGUAUCUGGCUGUAACUGAGUGUUAUGAGUCACUGAAAUAUAUCAUAGACAUCCUUGUUGUUGGUGAUAUGGAAAGAAGGGUUGUUUCUUGCAUAUUCAAUGAAAUUGAGGAGAGUAUUAGAAGAUCAACUUUUCUUGAGGACCUGAAGAUAAGUGCACUACCAAGAGUACAUGAGAAGUGCAUUGAGUUACUUGAGCUUCUGGUUGAGGGGAUCGAAGACAACUACAGCAUAGUAGUAUUAGUAGUCCAAGAUAUAUUUGAGAUAGUGACCAGUGAUUUGAUGCUAAAUGGUUCCAGGGUAGUGGCUUCACUUCUCGCUCAACAAGAAAUGGAGGCAACAGAAUUUUUUUCUAGUCAAAUUGAAGCACCAUUAUUUGCAUCAAAACAUUGCCUCAAUUUUCCAAUGCAAGAUACUGACUCCUUAAUGGAUAAGAUCAAGCGGUUUCUUUUUCUGCUCACUAUCAAAGAUAAAGCAUUGGAUGUGCCAAAGAACUUGAAAGCACGGAGACGAAUUACUUUUUUCGCCACUUCUUUAUUCAUGGACAUGCCAAGUGCACCAAACGUCCGCAACAUGCUGUCUUUCAGCAUUUUAACUCCACACUACAAGGAAGAAGUUAAAUUUUCAUCGAAGGAGCUUCAUUCAAGUAAACAAGGAGUGUCUAUUAAUUUUUAUAUGAAGAAGAUAUAUCCUGAUGAAUGGAAAAACUUUUCUGAACGUAUAGGAAUGGAUAUAUCAAAUGACUUAGUUGAUGAAAGUUAUGAAGAAGAGAUCAGGAAAUGGGCUUCUUUUCGUGGGCAAACUCUAAGCCGGACAGUACGAGGAAUGAUGUACUACAGGGAAGCUAUAAAGUUGCAAGCUUUUCUUGACUUGGCUUGGAAUGAUGGCAUUCUUCAAGGUUAUGACACAAUGUGGAGUGAAAAUGAGAGAUUAGCAGCUCAAGUUGAAGCACUUGCAGACAUGAAAUUUACUCAUGUUGUUUCUUGUCAAGUGUUUGGAUCUCAGAAGUCCUCUGGAGAUCCCCAGGCGCAAGACAUACUUGAUUUGAUGAUAAGUUAUCCUUCUUUACGUGUUGCUUACGUGGAAGAGAGAGAAGAAGGAAGGUCUCACAAAACUUAUUCAUCUAUUCUGGUUAAAGCUGUCAAUGGUUUAGACCAGGAGGUGUAUCGCAUCAAACUCCCAGGUUCACCAAAUAUUGGAGAAGGCAAACCAGAGAAUCAAAAUCAUGCCAUAAUUUUCACGCGUGGAGAAGCUCUCCAAGCAAUCGACAUGAACCAAGAUAAUUAUAUGGAGGAAGCUUUCAAAAUGAGAAAUAUCUUGCAGGAGCUUCUGCGUCACCGAGGUCGUAGGCCUCCCACUAUAAUUGGCAUAAGAGAGCAUAUAUUUACUGGAAGUGUUUCUUCUUUAGCUUGGUUCAUGUCCUAUCAAGAGACCAGCUUUGUCACAAUCGGCCAAAGACUUCUAGCUAAUCCACUCAGGGUCAGGUUUCAUUAUGGUCAUCCUGAUUUGUUCGAUAGAAUAUUUCACCUGACAAGAGGAGGUAUUAGCAAGGCAUCAAAAACCAUUAACUUGAGCGAGGAUGUUUUUGCAGGAUUUAACACUAUGCUACGGCAGGGAUCUGUUACAUAUCUUGAGUAUAUGCAAGUUGGCAAAGGACGUGAUGUAGGACUCAACCAGAUCUCCAAGUUUGAAGCAAAAGUAGCAAAUGGAAACAGUGAACAAACAAUUAGUCGAGACAUAUACCGCCUCGGUCAUCGAUUUGAUUUCUUUCGGAUGCUCUCUUUUUAUUUCACUACAAUAGGGUUCUACUUUAACAGCCUGAUAUCAGUGAUAACAAUAUAUGUGUUCCUUUACGGGCAGUUAUAUCUAGUCCUGAGUGGUCUUCAGAGAGCAAUAGCUGUCGAGGAAAAAGAACAAAACCUAAAACCACUUGAAACAGCUUUGGCAUCACAGUCCUUUAUCCAACUAGGUCUCCUGACAGGCUUACCAAUGGUGGUAGAGAUUGCACUUGAGCAUGGUUUGCUAAAUGCACUUAAAGAUUUUGUGCUAAUGCAACUUCAGCUGGCUGCUGUGUUCUUUACGUUUUCAUCUGGUACAAAAGCCCACUACUAUGGUAGAACAAUUCUCCAUGGGGGUGCCAAGUAUAGGCCCACUGGGCGAAAGGUUGUGGUUUUUCACGCAAGCUUCACUGAGAACUAUAGGUUAUACUCGCGGAGCCACUUUUUGAAAGGAUACGAGUUGAUUCUUCUGUUGGUGGUUUAUGAUCUGUUUAGACGUGGAUAUGAAAACACAGUGGUUUAUGUUCUAAUUACGUAUUCGGUCUGGUUUAUGUCAAUGACUUGGCUGCUUGCUCCGUUUCUGUUUAAUCCCUCUGGAUUUGAAUGGGGAAAGAUAAUGGAUGACUGGAAAGACUGGAACAAGUGGAUACACCAGAAAGGUGGUAUAGGAAUCCAACAGGACAAAAGUUGGCAGUCAUGGUGGUAUGAUGAGCAAGCUCAUCUUCGCCAUUCUAGCCUGCUUUCCCGUUUUUUUGAGAUACUCCUUUCUCUGAGGUUUUUCAUUUACCAAUAUGGAUUGGUCUAUCACCUAGACAUCUCUGGGGACAACAAAAAUUUCAUUGUUUAUUUGCUCUCUUGGGUGGUCAUUCUCUUGAUUUUCAUUUUGGUCAAGGCAGUCAGAAUCGGGAGACGAUUUCUUAGUGUUGAAUACCACCUGGCCUUCAGGUUCUUUAAAGCGCUGCUUUUUGUGGGAGUUAUAGCUAUAAUCAUAACCCUUUCAUACGUCUGUGAUCUGUCCGUUAGAGAUUUGAUUGUCUGCUGUUUAGCAUUUCUACCAACCGGGUGGGGAUUGAUAAUGGUUGCCCAGGUUGUGAGACCAUUGAUCGAAGGAACAGCGGUAUGGAAUUUCACUGAGGUCUUUGCUCAAGCUUAUGAUUACGGAAUGGGAGUUGUUAUCUUUGCCCCUCUAGCUUCCCUGGCAUGGAUGCCUAUAAUUUCUGCCUUCCAAACCCGCUUCCUUUUCAAUGAGGCCU
Messenger RNA from Cuscuta epithymum, 6576 nucleotides. NCBI's taxonomy places the organism in Eukaryota, Viridiplantae, Streptophyta, Magnoliopsida, Solanales, Convolvulaceae. The record is from the annotation of a GenBank genome assembly.